GCGUGAGAUAAAAUGUUUCUUAAUAUCAACAAUAAUUGGUUAUCUUGUUUUACAUGAAAAACAUUUAUUCUACUACUUGGAACUGGCUAUCUAGGACGGUGUCUACUGCUACAGCACUCACCGUCUCCAAAUACCCCAGCCUUUAUACCUCUCAUCCUCCAACCCAUCCAAACUCGUAAUACGCGACGGUUACCAUCAUUUGGCCACUAAAUAAAUAGCCAACAGUCCUUCCUUCAACUACACACUCCUACGUGAGCUGGCUCAAUUCACAUACCCCCGCCGCUCCCACCCUCCGGUCUUUUCUCUAUCUUCAAUCUGAACAACAUAUCCCGAGUCUUUCCCGUUUACGCUGCACCAUAUUCGACCAAGGUGCCAUGUCUCAUCAGGUCGCCCUCGAUUCAAUCUCGUCCCUCGAGAACAGAAUCUGUCCGGGCUGCAAGGAGUAUGCUGUAAACGAGAAUGGUGGUUUGGUCGUCGCGUUUGGCCAGUCAUUUUUCCACGUCGACUGCUUUAAAUGCGCCAAAUGUCACCAGCAGGUGACCGCUGACACGAAUUUGCUACUGCUUUCAGAUGGCUCCCCAAUAUGCGCCAACUGUUCGUACAAUUGUAAUGUUUGCCAUCAACCCAUCCUCGACGAAGCUAUCAUGACCGGAGACGAUUCAUACCACGCACACUGCUUUAAUUGCAAGGUUUGUCACAACCGAAUCGACGAACUAGUAUUUGCCAAGACCAGUCAUGGCAUCUAUUGCAUGACCUGUCAUAACGAUCGCAUGGCAAAGAUUCGCCGCCAUGCACAGAGAAAGCGCGAACGGGAGAAGGCUGCUGAGGGAAGUGCAUCAUCUUCAACGCGAGAACGAGAGGCACGCGAAAUAUUCGCAGAGAACGCGGUAGUCAUCCCGCCGCCCUCGUCUUUGUCUACGCGUUCAAAGCCUUCCGCCAAGAAUUUUAGGGAUACUCCAUCCAUGAGGAGUCUCAAUCAACCUAGAGAGGAUGCCUUGUCGACGUUAGAACGAAAACGAAAAUCAUCGCCACUUCAAGAUGAACCUCCUCAAGCAUCAGCCAAGAAUGUUGCGCAACCAUCGAUAUUUCCUUCAAGCCCACACCCGAUUCAGUAUAAACUUCCUGCUUCUACACGAUCAUCACGUGAUGCACAAUCACAAUCAUUCGCAGUAACCAUCGCACCUCCCGACAACAACGAUGAUGGUGACGCUGACCAUGCCCAAGUGGUCAUAGUCGACGAUUCAGGCCCAUCGAGCCCACAGGUGUCGUCUCAGUCUGGUCCUAUAACUCCUUUAGAGAGUCUGCAGGCUCAGAACGAAAUCGGAGGGACAUUGCUAAAUCCAUCAUCGACUGCGGAUUCAUCUAGCGCACUUUCCAGGAGAAAGAGCUAUGAUGACGGUGUUCGGCCACUGAACGUCCUCUUCGCAAAGAAAGGACACGCAGAGAAGGAUUCUUUGGACCAGGCUAGCCUGGGCGUACCGAACGGUGUCACGUCUCGCAGUGAGAAACGGCGGUCUAUUAACCCAGGACUUGCUCUUGAUUAUAAGAAUUUGACCCGGCCUUCCACCACAGCCGGACUUUCUCCGCCAGAUCAGAUGAUUCGGUCGCAGACAUUACCUGCAAACCGUAGCGACUCACCUGUCGCUCCAUCUCCGUCCAAGUCAUUCUUUUUCGAUUCCCUCUCAUCUCGCCGGCAAUCCAAUAUCAGUCUACUUCCAACACCUGAUGGUCGUAUGCGAUCAUUGUCGCAUGACCCCCUUCAAACCCACUCCGCACCACAUUAUACCCGCUCGACGACCCAAUUACAUCGGUUAAGUCCCAAUUUGGAGAAAGCUACUUGUCCAGACUCGCAGAAUCAUGCAAGAAACUCGGCAAACGGCCUACAUACUCAGCAAGUUGACGGGCGUCUGUCCCCCUCUGGCCAUUCAAGCGAGAAAACAUUGCGCAUUGAUAGUGCACCCAGUGGGUCGAUGUCAGAUCGCACUGGCGUAGUUACUCCAACAUCCCCGUGUCAUAGAGCGGAUGUCCCUCACGGUAUUGAAAGUGGUACAGACACGGACGCAGAAGGGGAUAGCAGUCGCAGGUCCUCAGACGAUAGUCCUUCACCCACUACUCCUGCUCCUCCUGUCCCACCCAAAGAGCACAGGGCAAAGGCACGUGCAAAUGAGCUCAAGUUAGACAUUGAUCCCGAUGCAUCUGCCAUGUCGCAUAUGGAUUCUAACUCGGAUGAAUCUUCGCCGGUUGAACGCACAUCAGUAGCAACGUUUAUAGCGCCCGCCCUUCUUCCUCCUAUUCGCUUUUCCAUGACAGGCUCGGACUUCUCAGACUUUCUGAGGUCGGUGGGCGGAAUGCCAUCUCUCAAAUCGCUCGAUCAGAUUGCUGAGGGAGAUGAUUCUCGCAAGGAUGAAUUGUUGCCUAGUCCAGCAGCAGUUAGCGGCGCCAAUGGAAAGUCACGAAACUCGAGGAGUGUGGCUAAUGAUAAGGAUCCUCUGGCACAAGCCAUUCCCACCACAUCCCGACAGCCGCAUGAUCAUCAACGAGAUCCCUCGAAUUGUUCUCAACCACUUGAUGCUGAGGCGAAAGAUCUACUUUCAAGCUCAUUUCGUGACUUCUCGUCAAGAGGCCGCUCUUCUUCCGAGUCGCACUAUCCUUCUCUUCACGGUAAUGCAGCAAGGCACGAGAGGCUGGACUCGAAUGCAUCUUUGGAUCCCAAUGCGCGCAUCGUCGUCACUUCGCCUGAUUCAACCAUAUCAACGCCUAUUUCUAGCGAUUCAUAUGACCUUAUGAUUCGUCGCCUUCAUGAGGUUCUUGAUGAUGCAAGCGAACAUGGCUAUCAGCAAUUAAGAUUGGACAAGAAGUUCGUUGGGACCAUUAUUACGUCGAUGAAGCAGCGACGGAUAGAAUACGAAGAGCUCAAACACAAGUAUGACGGCACAAAGAGGGCGAGCCAGCAAUAUAUGGAGGGUCUUACUGUUGCCCAGAAGGAGCAUGACCGCGAACUUGUUGCUCGACGGAAUGCCGAAGCAGAGGUCACCCGCCUGCGUGUUUUGCUGUCUGGUCAAGCUGCGAAGUUGACUGCUCUCAACGGCGAGGCGAACAAGUCAGAAACACGACGACAGCUUUCUCAGGAGCUUGCCAAAAAGCUGGAUCUGUUGGAGCACGAUCUGUCUCAUCUGAAAGCGGAACGAGAUAUGACUUUAGCAGAGCUUGAAGAACUUUGCGCGUCAAAGAAUUGCCCUAGCGUUACAAACUCGGGCGAAAUACCUGCCGCACAGAUGAGCCGGUCUUUGACCAUGCGUUUGGACAACAUCAAGAUGCAGUAUCAGCAUGAGCUCAUUCCUCUCACGCAGCAGCGCGAGGCUCUCAUUAGGGAUGUGGCAGAGUUGAAAGCCGCCCGCGAACAAUUCCUCGAGGAGACCACUGUCCUUAACGCUCGAAACGAAGAACUGGCCCAGCUCAGUGCUCAGUACGUGCGUCGAAUAGAGGCCUCUCGCUCUGCAACACCUACUAUGGACGUCAUUGGGACGAAGGACGAAUCAGUACCAAACUACGUUAGCGAGAAGAGCCCAUCGUUUGACCGCGAACACUCUCAGUCUGAGUUCCCAUCAAGGUCUUCAUCACUCAAUGGCGUGGCAGCGCCCAGCACGACAACGUUGGUUGAGGAAUCGGAGGCCAAGUUCAAUAAGGCUAGCCGCCCCGAGAUAGCAGAUUCAUUGCCUUCGACGCUGAAGUCUGCAAAGUUUAAGUGGCCUAUGGCUAGAGGUCGGGAUCCCUCGCUUUCGUCUAUUGAUCAGAUGGGCAAAGGUCGAGUGGCUCAUUCUUUCAACCAGACGAGCGUACUCCGCUUUACGCGGUGCGAUCAUUGUGGAGACAAGCUAUGGGGCUCCCAGUUUCGAUGCUCAGUCUGCCAUAUAUCCGUACAUCCUCGCUGCGUGAAUCAAGUGUGUGUAGCAUGUUCUCAACAGCCCCCUCGCCGCGAUGAUGCGAUUGCACAACCUCGUGAUCAGACAUUAGCUCCCUCCAUGUUUGGCCGCGAUCUUAUAGAACAAGUGAAAUCGGAUUCGAGGCGGGGUGAACGGAAAGCCCCUGUUAUUGUGGAGAAAUGCAUUGACGCGGUGGAGGCACUCGCACUGGACUACGAGGGUAUCUAUCGCAAAACAGGCGGUUCUGGACAAACGAAAAUGAUCACGCAGUUAUUCGAGCGAGGGGACUAUGGAGCAUUCGAUCUGCGUGACGACGAUCGGUUCAAUGAUAUCUGCAGCGUCACUUCCGUUUUAAAGACAUAUUUCCGUCAACUACCUGUCCCUCUUUUGACUUAUGACCUUCAUGGAGAAUUUAUCUCAGCCGCCUCACUCAAGGAUCCCGGGCUGAAAACCCAGUACUUGCAGGAAUUGGUCAACCGCCUUCCCAGCGAGCACUAUCACACUCUACGCCUGCUUGUAUUACAUUUACACCGUGUAUUAGAACACAGUGACAAAAAUCUCAUGAAUGCGAGGAACUUGGGGGUGGUCUUUGGACCCACGCUGAUGCGUUCUUCCGAUCCUGGCUCUGAGUUCAGCGACAUGGCUGGCAAGGCCAUGCUGAUUGAAUGGCUCGUAGAUAACGCACCCACCAUUUUCCAGUCGCAAGUAUCCCGUUGAUUUCUCACAUAUUAUGCCGGAUGGACUUUCCAUAUGUUAUUGUAUACUUCGUAUUUUCUCGCGUACUGUGGCAUAUGUCUUUAUGGUUGUCAUUUGCUUAUUGUCGGGUAGUGUAUCUGCCCAAUACCUCUUAGCUGGAGAUCGGACAAGGCGCGCUUCGACGCUUCGACCCUAACCUAUAACUUAUACAUGGUAUGUACUUUAUUCGAAACGGCCAUUCAAGAUACUGUUUCGUCUAACCUUUGAAUUGGCAACAGCAGUGUAGAUAUCGGGUUGCUGUCGUCGGAUACUUGAAAAUAUUCAA
This is a messenger RNA of Suillus bovinus, 4944 nucleotides long. Its product is annotated as RhoGAP-domain-containing protein. Gene Ontology annotation, biological process: signal transduction. NCBI's taxonomy places the organism in Eukaryota, Fungi, Basidiomycota, Agaricomycetes, Boletales, Suillaceae. Bases 375 to 4640 code for a protein of 1421 amino acids. The transcript has 11 exons. The record is from RefSeq and is a predicted model, not a curated record.